Cylindrotheca closterium is the source of this 774-nucleotide messenger RNA. The record is from the annotation of a GenBank genome assembly. NCBI's taxonomy places the organism in Eukaryota, Bacillariophyta, Bacillariophyceae, Bacillariales, Bacillariaceae.
AUGAUGAAGAUGAAGACCAGCAUCUCCGUCCUACUCCUAGCAUUCCAAGGUGUAUCCUCUUUUACACCCAUUUCCCUUCAAACUAGUGGCAGAGUCAAAAGUAGAACCGUUCAGAAAGCUGCCAUGAUUGAUCUUUCCUCUCUCCUAAACAUUACUUCCCUGAAGAAUGGGUAUUGCGACGAUGUCAUGUUUGAGAAAGGAAUCAAAGCCAUUAAACAAUCAAGUGCUUUUGCAAAGCCAGAAACCAAAGAGAACGAUUUUGAAGUCUCUUCAGAAAUUUUUGAGGACCUUCGCUUAAAGAGCAUCAAGGAGCUGAAGCUUGUUUGCUCGAAACGAUCGAUAACAUAUAAGGGAUUGGAAGAACACGAAGAGUUUGUGCAAGCAAUCGUCAAAGACAUUAACGACCUAAAGGACUUUUCUGUUUCGGGUUACCUCGUGCCCGGAGCAUUCAACGAGGUUUCUGGCGACAUUUUGGAACAAGAGAUGGACUCGUCCAUUCCUCUAUUGUUGGAUGUUUAUGCCACAUUCUGUGGUCCAUGCAAACUGGUGGAAACUGAAUUUGAAGUGGCGGCACGACGACUAGGCAAAAAUUGCCGGGUGGCCAAGCUCGAUUCGCAACUUUACCCCGACAUUGCAAAGAAUCUUCAAGUGCAAGGUCUGCCAGCAACUAUAUUGUUUCACAAAGGCCGCGUUGUCAGUCGACGAGAAGGACUUGUCUCGAGGGAUCAAUUGAUGGAUUUUGUUGACACCUUUGUUCCAAAGAAGUUUUGGUAA